Falco peregrinus (peregrine falcon) is the source of this 5249-nucleotide messenger RNA. It is a transcript of the gene NT5E, whose product is annotated as 5'-nucleotidase ecto. NCBI's taxonomy places the organism in Eukaryota, Metazoa, Chordata, Aves, Falconiformes, Falconidae. The coding region runs from base 748 to 2466 and encodes 572 amino acids. Gene Ontology annotation, molecular function: nucleotide binding; 5'-nucleotidase activity; metal ion binding. The record is from RefSeq and is a predicted model, not a curated record. The transcript has 9 exons. Gene Ontology annotation, biological process: AMP catabolic process. Gene Ontology annotation, cellular component: plasma membrane.
GAGUUGCUUAUUUCUUUAAGGCAUUGGCAGGUUUUCCCCCCAGGCUGCAUAUGCCAAACCGCAGCUAAAAGCUUACCACUUAACCACGGAAAGAAAAUCUUGAAAGCGAUUCAUGAGUCUACACCGAAAACACUACAGCUAUAAUUAAAUCAACUCUUAAAGCAGCAUAACUCUUUUUAGGGCUGAAAUUGCACUCCUUACUUUAAGCAUCGUUGGAGAAAGAGGAGGAGAGAGUUUGAGUGGAACCCUUAAAACAUCUUCAUGUGAAGGUUUGGAAACUCCUUUCAACGUACUAAACAUUCACCAAGGCUUCCUGCGAGCGCUGGAGUUUGUCCUUUCACUGCUGGCUGAAUUCUCAUCCCGCCUGACCUCCAGCAGCCGGCUGAGGGCCCGUCCCCAACCCGGCAGCAGCUGUGCUGUGGGGAAGGGCGGCAGCGGGGCUGCAGGCGGGCGCAGCCCGGCGCCCGCAGAGCCCUGAGGGGCAGCGCGCAACAGCCGCGGCGCCGCCCGCCCGACGCGCCCCUGCGGCCCCGGAGCACCUGCGGCCCCGCGCCCGGCGGGCAGCCCCGGGGCACCUGCGCCCCCGCGCCCGUGCUGCGGGCGGGUCACGGCCGGGGCUCCCCGAGGCGGCCUGCGCCCGUUCCCCGCGGUUCGCCCGCCCCCCACCGCGCCACUCCCCGUCCCUCCUCCCCUCCCGCAGCCGCCCCCCUCUCCCGGUCCCGCGGAGCGGCGCGGAGCCCCCGCGGCAUGGCGGGGCGGGCGGCCGCGGUGCGGCUGUGCGCGGCGGCGGCGGUGCUGUGCGCGGCGGCGGCGGAGCUGCGGCUGACCCUGCUGCACACCAACGACGUGCACGGGCGGGUGGAGGCGCAGGGCGCGGGGACGCGGAGCUGCGCGGGCGCGGAGGGGACGGCGGGCUGCUUCGGCGGCGUGGCGCGCCGUGCGGCGCGGGUGGCGGCGGCGAGGGCCGGGCACCGCAACGUGCUGCUGCUGGACGCCGGGGACCAGUACCAGGGCACGGUGUGGUUCUCCCGCUUCAGGGGCCGGGAGGCGGUCCACUUCAUGAACCUCCUGCGCUACGAUGCCAUGGCUUUGGGAAACCAUGAGUUUGAUGGAGGUGUGAGCGGAUUAUUAGAUCCUCUUCUUAAAAAUGCUAAUUUUACAAUCCUGAGUGCAAACAUUAAGGGGAAAACCCCACUAGGAAAUGAAAUGAUGAAAUAUGUUAAACCUUUUAAAAUAAUACGUUUUGACUCAGAAUCGGUAGGAAUUGUUGGAUACACUACAAAGGAAACUUCUUUUCUUUCACAGCCAGGGGAUGAUGUAAUCUUUGAAGAUGAAAUUGAAUCACUGCAAGUACAAGUGAAUGAACUCACUGCUAUGGGAGUGAACAAAAUAAUUGCACUAGGACAUUCUGGGUUUACUGUGGACAAAGAUAUUGCCCAGAAAGUGAAAGGAGUGGAUGUUGUAAUUGGAGGACAUACAAACACAUUUCUCUAUACAGGCACCCCACCCUCUACUGAACAGCCAGCUGGCCCGUAUCCAUUCAUGGUUGACUCAGAUGAUGGGAGAAAGGUGCCAGUUGUACAAGCUUAUGCUUAUGGAAAGUACCUUGGUUACCUAAAUGUUACAUUUGACGAGAAAGGAAACGUAGUUGAAGCGGUUGGAAACCCCGUUCUGCUGGACAGCAGUGUUCCUGAAGAUGAGCACAUUAAAGAAGAAGUGGAAAAAUGGAGGAAAAACCUUGGGAACUAUUCUCAAGAAAUUGGAAAAACUAGUGUUUACCUGAACGGUACAAGCCAAGCAUGCCGUUUCCAAGAAUGUAACAUGGGAAAUUUGCUCUGUGAUGCUGUGCUUUAUGAGAACGUCAGACGUCCGGGUAAAAAGUCGUGGAACCAUGUUUCAAUGUGCAUCCUGAAUGGAGGUGGGGUACGGUCACCCAUUGAUGAAGAGAGCACUAACGGUAGCAUUACUGUGGAAGAUUUGCUUUCUGUUUUGCCAUUUGGAGGUCGUUUCGAUUUGGUAAGAGUAAAAGGCUCCACUCUGAAAGAAGCUUUUGAGCACAGUGUGCACAGAUACGGAAGAGGGAGCGGAGAGCUGCUGCAGGUUGGAGGCAUCCAUGUGGUCUACGAUCUCUCCAGAGCCCCAGGAAGCAGAGUUAUGAACUUAGAAGUGCUUUGCACCGCCUGCCGCGUCCCAGCCUAUGUCCCCCUCCAGAUGGAUGAAAUAUACAAUGUGACUCUUCCAUCCUAUAUGUUAUUUGGAGGAGAUGGCUACCAUAUGCUGAAAGACAAAAAUCUGGGGUACACUAAAGGUGAACCUGAUAUUGAGGUUGUUUCCCGUUACCUUCAGAGAAUGAAGAGAGUUUACCCAGCAGUUGAAGGUCGAAUAAAGUUUUCUUCUGGAAGUCUUAUUGAAGCAAGCCUUACCCUGAUUUCUGUAUUGAUCACUGUAAUAUUCUUGCAUACUUGAUUUUUGGUCACUGUGUGUUUGUUUGGAUGGAGGCAGGAGGAGAGAUGAUGCUGAUGAAGGGAAAAGAGAAAAGUUCUCUUUUCUACACCUGAAAAUGAACAAGUGUGUAGGUUUCUGCAUGUCAGCAGUAAGCAGCACAAGCCAUUGUCUUUGAAGAGUCUUUAAGAUACAAGAAAAUACACAGCGCAAGCUCCGCAUUAAGAGUCAUUGAAGCACACUGUGCAGAAUGAGUUGACAGAAUUCGUGACUUCUCUUAGUCUGAAGCAGCAGGUACCCACAGGGCAGUUCCAGGUUUCAAGAAGCAAAGUUUCCAGUGAAUACUAAUGCUCCAUCGUAAAACCACCACACUCACCCAAAUGGGGUAUUUUUAACUUGUAAAAUUCUUUUACCCGCUUUAGAUAUUGAGUUGAUUCCAGUAAUGUAAAGCUUCUAGAAAUGGAUUUAUUAUAGGUGUAUAUACCUUUCUUUGAUUUCUGCUCAGCGUUAAAGCUUUCAGUCUAAUAAUUCUGCUUCGCUUCCAGUCAUAUUUAUCAUACCUGCACCAGUGCCUGAAAGACCUGGAUUAACCUCAGUGUCGUUCAAAGUAUGAAGUCUGUUUACAUGCAAUUAUUUUUUUUCCCAUUUGGCUUUUGAAGAUGCAACAUCUCACUUAUUAAUGGAAAACAUAAAGGAUGUGAUGAAAGCUUAGUUUUAUUUUGAUCAUUUAUAACAAAUUGAAUAUAUACAAUUCAAUUUGAAUAUAUUCAAAUUGAAUAUAUACAAUUGGGGACUGUAUCUAGAGUGAGAACACAAUCUAUGACUGCGUUUCAUAUAAAUAUGCUCACUUUUAAACCUUUUUCCGAAGACCAAAGCACAGGACUCCUGCCCAUUACCCUAUUUGUGACGUUCAGAGGGAAUGCUGGAUACAUGCAGCGACUCCUGCAGCGCUGUGGCAUCCUUUGGAAGUAGUCCAGCAAUGGGGCUUUUUGCAGCAUAACCUGGCUUUGUGACACUUGUGAUCAUAACUCAAAAGCCCGUCCCUGCUAUGGAAAGACCGUGUUUAAAAAAUACACAGUUGUAAGAGGCUAAUGAGUAUAAAAUCAGAACACAUUAAAUGCUAAGUGUACAUUUCUGUACAAUUUAUCGAGAAGUGAUGGCUUAUAAAUGAGUGCAAACGAUUUUUUUUCUACAAUUGUUCACAUUUGUAAUUUCAACAUCAAUGUGUUUCCGUAUUGUUUACUGCUGUAUUAAACUGCCUAUCGGUGUUUUGAAUAAACCAGCUUUGUUUUUCUGGAAAGCGUACUAUACUUCUUCAGACCAAAGCUACUCACCUCUUAAAUUCACUGCACCUGCAGAUUUCAAGGAGGAGGUGCAUUAAGAUAAACACUCAGUAUGUUUAAAUUUCAAGACCCCAUUAUUUUCCACAUAAAUUCAAGGGUUGUGCCUGAAAAGAUCUGGGCUACGCAGCGGCAUUAGGUAAGUUGUGUUAGAACGGGGAGACAAACACCAACUGACCUUGACACACUACUAGUUACAACACGGCAUCGAUUGAUUUGUCACUACCAGUCCCUAAAGUUGUUAAUUUACAGAGUGGUCUUCCUCCAAUCAAUGUAAUACCAGUAACGAAGAGUGCGCUUACAGGCCAAGCUGCACCUGCACACCAGUUUUGAAGAGGUAACAAAUCCUUUGGCAUACCCAGAAAGAAAUAACACUUCAGCCUUCUUUUGACAAACAGAAGGAAAAGGUCUGCAGAAAUAAUACAGAUAAUGCAAGCUGUAUUGACAACACUAAUACUGCAUUAGGUUGUUCGUAAAAAAGGAGUGGGUGUUGUCUGAAAAGAAAAAUUAAAAUAGCCCUGUAUUGUUCUGCAAGUAAAACUUGUUAAAAAUGCAAGCACGGAAGUCCCUUUCGAAGUCUCAUAAAAAGGCUAGGGCAACAAAUUAAGAUUUACAGGAAAAAUCUCCCAUGCAUUUUUUUAUACUAAUACAUUUUUAGAGAAGGCUAUGAACACUCACAUCUUCUUUUCUAAGCCUGUAAAGAAAGCAUGUCAGAAAAAACCCGACAGAACCUAGGAAAAAAGCAGAAAAAUAAAGCCUAUGGUAAAAGUCUAACUUUUUUGACCACUUUUCACACCCAUUAUUAUUUUAAGAGUCCUUUAGAUCUGAAGGUCAGCUAUUAAAUAAACUAAAUCACACAUGUGGUCUUCCACGCUCACAGGAAGCGCAAAAGCCAAAGAUAGUUCUGAGACUUAUUUGUAUGCAAUAGAUUCAAUCGUGUAAUUUUGUUUCAAAAAAAUUAGUAAGAUUUGUCGAGACAGUUAAAAAUACCUCCAUGGGACCAUUGUGCAACUUCUUCCAAACAAUUUUUCUACAUAACCUUUAAGGAAGACAACAGUAAUUGCUCUUUUAGCAAAGCAUAUAUUGGCUGAUCUCCCAGAUGUCUUAUUUUAUGUCAUCCUGUAAUUUCACAUGCGGAGAUUUUGGGGAAAUUAACUUGACUUUUACUGAUAACAGCUAAAACAAAUUUUAAAUAAAAAGUACAGAUACAUUAUUUACUUGUAAUUGGUAUUAAAUUUUAAUGUCUUUAUUGCAUAAAGAUUUUUUUAGAACUUAAUUUUUAUGUUAUUUACAAGAAAAUAUACAAUGCAAGGCUAAAACGUCACAUGUCCAUUACAAUAGUGCACAGCAGAUGUCUCUGCUGGGUGUCCAGCAAGGUCCCUGCAUUCACAUCCAGCACGACACAGAGCUGGCCUCCUUCGGACCCUGUCAAACAGUUACAGACAAAAAAAAAAAUAUUACUUGCUA